Pelagomonas calceolata is the source of this 3194-nucleotide messenger RNA. NCBI's taxonomy places the organism in Eukaryota, Pelagophyceae, Pelagomonadales, Pelagomonadaceae. The record is from the annotation of a GenBank genome assembly.
GGCUGCCCGCACCUCAUGCAUGCUUGCGUCGUAGGUGACAAAGCGUGUGGUGUAACACAUGCGUGCGCACCAAUGACUCGUAAGGGGCAGCCCAUGGCAGCGCUAAGCCAGACGUAAGGCCAUAGACAGAUGCGGGUCCGGCUCCUCCUCCUCCUCGGCGUAUGCAGUGACGGGAGCAGCUACGACGUCGACGUCGUGGCGAGGCUCCCCGGCGGCAACGACGAUGCGCGAGCACGCGCGUACCGCACGAUUCACGCGACGGGCCUCCGCACGCAUCCGCUGCACUGCCCGCUCGACGCGUCGCUCUUCACCAAAAUGGUCGCCGACGACGACGCCGUCGUCGCCUGCUUCGCCGACGCGUUGGAGGCGACGAUCGCCGACGAAAACAAAAACGCGUCGGGCUGGUCGUGGGCCUCGUUCGCGGCCGGCGCCGGCGGCGAACUGUUAGUACCGACGGACUUCGGAGGCAUCCGAACCGGCGGCGUGGCGUGCUUCCACCAGGUGCGUGACGCCUGGGCCGCGGCCGGCUACUCCGCGACGAUGGUCCUGCCGGACGCCUACUAUCGGACGGCGCGGACGCCCGGCCGCCAGGCGUCGGGGCCGCUCGUCGGGUUCCGGGGCGCGCGCGACGUUCUCCUGGUCCCGGAGGGCUGGCACUGGACCGGCAUCGGGGCGCUCCGCGAGCGGGCCGCGGCGCGCUUCUACUCGUUGACGCUGGCUGCGGCCGAUGACCGCGGCCGCCCCGUCGCAAAGCACAAGGCGUUCGACGGCACACAAGGGGUCGCGGCGGGCUGGGCCGUCUCCCGCGACCUUCAUAAACGCUACGGACUGCUUGGCGCGCCCGAACUCUACGCGGCGCCGUGCCCCGUCGAGGACCGGUACUACCGGGCCGCGGCCGCGGCGAAAGCCGCCGUCGGCGCGGGAGCCUUGGCGGACGUAGUAGAGGCUCUGACAAACCGCAACGCCACGGCCGACCAGGUCGUCGCGGCCGCGUUGGCGAGGGUCAAUCAAACGCGAACGGGGGCGCUCGUCCUCGUCGACACCGACGGGUAUCGGGCGGGCGGGCAAGUACGCGCGGCUCUGACUGAGACGGUCGCGCGGCUGCGACGGCGGGGCUACGCCGUGCUGAAGCUAAAGGGCUUUGCCCCCCGGGACCUCCCGACGCUCUACGCGGCGGCCGCCGCCGUCGUCGACUUCCACGUGCCGGGCCCAGAGCGCGUGGUCAUGGAGGCGGCGCUGUUCAACUGCUGGCCGGUGCUCGUGGACGAAGGCUAUGGUGGUUCGGCGCUGGACUUCCCCAUCCCGGAACGUUUCCGUUUGCGACGCGCCGACGCGUCCGCGGCGGAAGCCGCCGUGGUCGAGCUUGUGGAGGGCCGCGGGAACGCUACCUUGGAGGCCGAGUUCGCGCCGUGGCGGCGGCACGUCGAGGCGCUGCCGGAGCGUUUCGACGCCGCCGUCGAGGCUUUUGCGUUCGCGUCGCAUCUCCAGGUCCACGUCGAGGCCUGCGGCGCCGCCGCGAGGCCAUUCGCGGCGAUCGCGUCCGCGCUGCGCGCGUUUCCGCUGGCUUCGAUCGAGGUUCACGCGGGCGACGCUCCGCGGUUCCUGCGCACGAAUUAUGAAGGCGUCGAGGCGCUCGCGGCGCUCGGGCUGACCGACGCCGAGACGGGCGGCAGUGCGUACCACGCCGUGCGCUUCCGCGACGGGUGCGCCGCCCCUGGGUUGAAUGAUCUCGCGAGCGUGAGCCACGGCGUCGCGUGGCUGGUGCUGCCGCCGGGCGUUCUGGUCGCUGAGACCGCCGCGCCGACGGCGCGCGCCGCGCUGGAGGCCAUGUUCGACGCGCACUGCCGCGCGGCGGCGCUCGACGCGCGCGCGGCGCUUUACCUCAACGAGACCGCGCUCACGGGCCGACCUGCCACCCGAGCGCGCUGCGUCGGCGGUCCCGUUCCCGGUGUAGCGGUCGCCUUCGCCGCCGACCUCCUUCGGAACCUGCCGCGCUGGGCGGCCGACGCCCCGCCGCCGGCCGUCGCCGUCGCCGUGGAGCCAACCAAUGACGUCGUGGCGGAGAUUUUUGUCGACGGCGAGGCCCGCGUCCACCGUUUCGCGCCGGCCAAGGAUUUUGAUACGUUAAUCGCCAACGGCCGCGACCUCCUUGUCGCCAAUAAUCUGUCGUCAAACGCCGCUGGCCUCGCGGGUAUCGUGGCGCGCCUCGCCGAGCUCCAGGGGCUACCGUCGGUGGAGCGAUGCGUUCGAGACGACCUCGUUCCGCCGUUCGCCGCGCGGGCGUUCGAGCGCCGCCGCCGCGAGGAGCUGGGCCGCUGGGCUAACAACCAAGGUCUCGACCUCGGGUUCGUCGACGCGGCGCUGCGGCGGUGGCGGCCUCAACCGAUACGGUUUCGCGAGGACGGCGCGCGGCUCACGGCCCUCGACUGGGACUGGCAGGGGUACGCCGUCUGCCUCACGCACGGCGCGCAGGACGCUGAGACGAGUGCGCAGCUUGUAGAGAAGUGGAACCGGACGGUGAUUGCCGGGAAGACGCGCGUUCUGGACCUGCUGGCGCUCCUCCACUUCACGACCGACCGGUCCGACGCCGUGCUGGGCUACACGUCGCAGCUCGUCCACGCGCUGCAGGUCUACGCCGCUGUUUCCAACGCCACGGAUAUCAUCUUUGACGAGCGCGACGCGCAAUACAGGCGCGACAUGCGGCUUGCGGCCCUUAUCCACGACCUCGGCAAGCUGCUGAGUCUGUUUGGGGAAGCAGAUGCGCACGUCGACUGCACCAAUCGGGCCCUGGCGGUCGAUCCGGGCGGGGGUCUCGACGCGAUCCGGGCGCAGUUCAACCACGACGAGUACGGCUACCUCAAGCUCCGCGGCCUCGGCCUGCCGCGCCGCGUCGAGCUGGUGAUCCGGUUCCACUCGCUUUUUGAUCUGCGCAACACGACGGUACCCGACGAUCACGCCAUGCCUUGGCUUCAGCCAGCGACGAACCUCUACGACAUGGACCUAAACCCCGCCGACGAACGCGCCCGCGCCUUCAUCCUCCACUUCUCGCACUACGACCAGAAGGCGAAGCGCGCCACGGACUACAUUCCCGACGUCGAUUUGGUAGAGAUCGAGGCGCUCCUCGCCGAGGCAUUUCCGCCCGACGGGCGGAUUCCGUUCUAGCCUCUAGAUAGAAGAUGUAACUUAAAAACAAC